AUGUCGUUCCUCCGGCCUCUCCUCAACCCGAUCCUGGGCCCUGCGCCUCGCCAGCCAGAACCAGUCUCGACCGACACCGUCAUCCAGCUUUCUGCAUUGGACAGCUCCUGGAUGAUGCGCAUGAUGAUCAUGAGCUGGUCGAUGUGCUUUCACGACGUCCUCGACCCGGACAUGCUCCACUCCUCACUUUCGGAAUUACUCACAGUCGGAAACUGGCGGAAGCUUGGCGGUAGACCACGGUUGACAGAUGACGGUAAACUCGAGCUUCACGUACCGGAGGUCUUCCACCCCUCCCGCCCAGCAGUCCACUUCACGAGUGAGCCCAACCCUUCAAGCGUGAAAUCUCAUCCCCUCGCCUCAACUAUCCCGUCGCUCUUCUCUCCAUCCACCAACGCCCUAUCACGUCCACACAUCCUCGACACCCCGUCGACACUCACCCCCAUCCUUGCAGGCCCUGAGGCUCCGACAACUUUCUCAGACUACACCACCACAGACCGCCCGUUGCUCACCCUGCACGUAAUAACCUUCACCGACGCAACGUUCGUCACCAUAACGUAUCCGCACAGCAUCGCGGACGGCAUGGGCCGUAGGGAGCUCGUCGAAAACUGGUGUCGCGUGCUAGCGGGCAAGAGCCAAGACGUCACGCCCCUGGCAGAUCUAACUUUCGACCCAAUGGCGAAUGUCGCAAAAUCAGAGAAGCAACAGUAUACCGAGCCGUUCCUAUGGGAGCACAAGAGGUUACACGGCUGGGGAAAGCUGCGCUUCACCUUCAGCCUCCUGUGGUACCUCCUCACGAACCGCAUCCGCCAACGAAACCUCUUCAUCCCCGCCGCGUCCCUCAAGUCCCUCCGCCAACGCGCCGAAACCGACAUCGCGCAGUCCCCCGAGGCUGCGACCCGUCUGAGCGACGGUGACAUCCUCACGACCUGGCUCGUCCGCCUUGCUUGCUCGCACAUUCCCAAGUCCUCCCCCGCCAAGCCGAUUGCGAUAUCUACGGCCCUCGACCUCCGAGGCCGCCUGCACGAGGAGGACAUGCCCUCUGACGUGGCCUACAUUACCAACCUGGUGGCGUAUAACUGGACGAGUACGACGGCUCUUGGAUUCUUGCACGGCCCGUUUGGGAAGGCUGUCGCGCUCAUUCGAGACUCGGUGAGGUCGCAGCUCACUGAUGCCCAGGUCUACGCCUCAACGAGGUUGACGUACAAUGCUGUUGCAGAAAGCGGGAGUACCAAUCAGUUCACUGAGCCGGAUGGCUUCGUUGUUUCGGUGUCGAAUGUGGCCAAGGCGAGGUUUCAUGAGGUCAUCGACUUCAGUCCCGCUAUUGUCAGGGUUGAAGGGGAAGUUGAAGAGGAAAGAACGACGCCGAGGGGGGAGAUCGUAUGGCAGUGCAACACGCCCCGGAUGCGGAUGCACCCACCUUGUCUGAUUUAUAUCCAGGGGAAAGAUCAUGCGGGCAACUAUCUGGCGCAGAUGCUCGUUGCCGAGCGGACGUGGCGGACCAUUGAAGAACUGAUCAGUGAGAUGUGA
Messenger RNA from Colletotrichum spaethianum, 1527 nucleotides. RefSeq names its product transcriptional regulator WAR1. The record is from RefSeq and is a predicted model, not a curated record. The coding region runs from base 1 to 1527 and encodes 508 amino acids. Lineage: Eukaryota; Fungi; Ascomycota; Sordariomycetes; Glomerellales; Glomerellaceae. Gene Ontology annotation, molecular function: acyltransferase activity, transferring groups other than amino-acyl groups. The transcript has 2 exons.